ACUCUCUGGGGCAAUUUGAGCACUUUUUCCUAUCAGUAAAACGAAAACAACUGCUUCAAAUAACAUAAAUUUUGUGCUAAAUAUUAAGUUGCAAAAUAAAUCAGACACCGGCACAACAUUGACCAGAACCAUUACGGCGCUUAUUGGUUACGUAUAAAUCAUCACGGUAAAACAGCAAAGGCAAGCACGCAGAGACUGAGGAUGUCCACUCCUUUCAUCAUGUCAUAGAUGGCACAAGAGGCUGAUUAAUUUACAUUUGGAGCUACCGCUGGUUCAACAGAACAAGGAAAAGCACUGCUCUCUUUAAACAUCAGGGCAUAAUAUUACAACGGACGCGAAAUAUCUGUCAAAGAGUCAAGAUGGGAGAAAAGCUAUUAAACGAGUAUUUAAAUGCGGUGUAUGAAGCGGCUGAAAACGACCAGGGCGAGACCCUGGCCCAACUGAUCUCGCUGCAGAACUUGAGAUGGUUUGUCCGCUCCAGGGCGGCGAUCAACGAAGGCGCUAUAGACUCAUACCUAUCGCAGCCAUUAAGCGAAAUUGUGUUGAGCCAUAUGCAGGCGGCCAACAGCAUCCACGACAACGACUGGCUGAAGGCGUUCGAGCACCAAUGCGGCGUGGUCGCCGCCAUCACCAAGUGGCUGCAGCUGCAGAAGGACGAAAACUGGAGUCUGCCGGUGAUGCACACAGCGUGCGUCGAGCUGCGGCUGCUCGCCUUGCAGGCUGAGAGGAUACAGAAGAAGUCUCACUCGGUGUCGCACGUCGAGUGCCUGGAGAAGGCCGCCGAGAGUCUGAUGGGCUGCUUCCGCAUCUGCGCUUCAGACAACAGGUCAUCCGAGGAGAUGACCAAGCGCUGGGGCAUGCUGGCGCUCAUCAAUCAACUCUUCAAAGUGUACUUCCGCAUCAAUAAGCUGAACUUGUGUAAACCACUCAUCAGGGCCAUAGAAGGCUCACCUUUCAAGGAGGACUUCAGCUUGAGCCAGCAGGUCACCUUCCGUUACUACACUGGUAGGAAGGCAAUGUUCGACAGUGAGUUUCGGCAAGCAGAGGCUUACCUCGAGUACUCGUUCCAGCACUGCCAUGUGCAGAGCCGAAAGAACAAGCGCCGCAUCCUCAUCUAUCUGAUUCCGGUGAAGAUGCUGCUGGGAUACAUGCCGAAGAGGGCGCUGCUCGAAAAGUACGACCUGAUGGCCUUCUGGCCCGCUGCCCAGGCCAUUCGCGAGGGUAACUCAAACGGCCUGAGCCGAGCCAUUGAGAAGAACGAGGCGUUCUUCAUCAAGAACGGAGUCUACAUCAUGCUCGAGAAGCUGCGCAUGAUCGCCUUCAGGAAUUUGUUCAAGAAAGUGUACCACAUUUUGAACACGCACCAGAUAGACAUUCAGGCAUUGAACGUGGCUCUCAAGUGUUCUGGCGUCACAGACGCCGACGUGGACGAAACACAGUGUUUGGUGGCCAAUUUGAUCAAUGACAACAAAAUCAAAGGAUACAUUUCCCACCAGCACAACAAACUGGUUGUCAGCAAGCAAAACCCGUUUCCUGCCUUGCACACUGUCGCAUAAAUAUAAAAUUUGUGUUAAAAUAUAUUUCUUAAAAUGGUACAAAA
Molecule: messenger RNA, 1600 nt
Organism: Cloeon dipterum
Lineage: Eukaryota; Metazoa; Arthropoda; Insecta; Ephemeroptera; Baetidae
Gene: PCID2
Product: PCI domain-containing protein 2
Exons: 3
Coding region: 360-1556 (398 amino acids)
Biological process (GO): poly(A)+ mRNA export from nucleus; post-transcriptional tethering of RNA polymerase II gene DNA at nuclear periphery; transcription elongation by RNA polymerase II
Cellular component (GO): transcription export complex 2
Molecular function (GO): RNA binding; double-stranded DNA binding
Source: RefSeq, a predicted model, not a curated record